GCCACAUACACCGCCACAAAGCAACUAGCAAAACAACUAAGCAAGCCAAGCCGUAGUAGUAAGAGCAAGUAGCCAGGAGCCCAAGCAAGCAAGCAGCCAUGUCCAUCGUCAAGCGUGCUUUGGGCUUCGGCGGCGGCUACGGCCAGAGCAAGCCCGUGAUAAGCUACCACACCCACAACUCCGACUCGGUGACCACCGUCAUGACGGAGAUCAGCCACAUGAGCCUCAACGAGAAGCAGGCGGGGUACAACGGCGGCGUGCAGAAGACGGCCUCCCUCACGGAGCUGUGCUCUGAGGAUGCCGACGUGCAGAAGCACGGCUACGGGCAGCAGGCGUACGGGGGCGACGUCGGAGGCUUCGACGCCCUCGUCCGUGACAACGCCGGGCAGAAGCACGGCGGCUAUGGUGAGCAGAAGGCGUCGUCGUACCAGCAUGAGAGCGCUGCCGGAGGGUAUGGCGCUCACCACCACGAAAGCUCCGUGCAGAAGCACGGCGCCUAUGGCGGACAAAAGGCGGCGGCGUACCAGCAUGGAGGCUAUGACGCCGUCAGCCACGACAGCACGACGCAGAAGCAUGGCUACGGUGAGCAGAAGGCUUACCAGAAUGGGGCCGAGGCCCACCAUGACAGCUCGGCGCAGAAGCAUGGCUACGGCGAGCAGAAGGCGUACGGUGGUCACCACCAGGACAGCAAGGUCCAGAAGAGCGGCUACGGCGGCGAGCACACGGCGUAUCACCAGGACGGCAAGGUCCAGAAGCAUGGCUACGGCGAGAAGGCGCACGGCUACGGCGAGCAGAAGGCUUACGACAGCAAGGUCCAGAAGCACGGCUACGGCGAGCAGAACGCGUACGACAGCAAGGUCCAGAAGCAUGGCUAUGGCGAGAAGGCGCACGGCUAUGGCGAGCAGAAGGCGUACGUGGACGGGAGCGCCGCCGCCGCCCUCCACCACGACAGCUACGGCGCCAUGAAGAAGCACGGCUAUGGCGGCGAGCAGAAGGCGUACGGCGCUGCAGCGGGAGGGUACGACGCCGUCCACCACGACAGCCCAGUGCAGAACUACGGCUACGGCGAGCAGAAGGCGCCGUACCAGCACGGGAGCGACGCCGGAGGGUACGGCCGUGCCCACCACGGCAGCGAGACGCAGAAGCACGGCUACGGCGGUGGGCAGAAGGCUUACGGGCACGGCGCUGAUGCCGGAGGGUACGACGCUGCUUUCCACCACGGUGGCGCGAAGCAGACGAAGCACGGCUACGGCGGCGGGCAGAUGGCCGGAGGGUACGACUCUGCUUUCCAGCACGGCGCCUAUGGCGGGCAGAAGGCGUCGUACGACGCGCUCGCCCAGAAGAAGCACGGGUACGGGCAAAAUGCGUACCAGCAGCAAGGGUGCGACGGCGGCGACGUCGCAGGGUAUGACGCUCUUGUCCAACGCCGGCAGAUGCAGAAGCAGCUGCAAUACAACCAGUUCGGGUGGGAGAGCGACGAAGAGAGCGACUGCGAAGACGAGGUGCUGGGCGGCGGAUACGGCGGCAGCACCGUGCCCGGCGCCACACAGUACUACUCCGCGUACGAGCGCCGCCAGCGGCUCGGCGGCGGGAGCCACUACGAGGCGGCGUACCAGAGCUCCACCACCCAGGGGUACUCCGGCGGCGGCUACGGCGGCGGGUGGGCGCAGCCCAUGAAGCACAGCUACUACUGAGCUCCUGCGUCCUGCCCACAAGCGACGACUACCGGCGUGAUACAAUCCUACCUGCAGUGAUACUUAUCUUCCACAUGCUCCUGCAUGUGUAGUAUGCCAGUAUUUGGUGGACCUUUGCAUUGCAAAAGUGUCUAAAUAAGAUGUACUUCUAACUCAUAUUCUGAAUCCACCGUAAGUGGCAUCGGUACAAUAAUAUACUACGUGGUCUGGCC
Messenger RNA from Triticum dicoccoides, 1906 nucleotides. Its product is annotated as hornerin-like. The transcript has a single exon. The record is from RefSeq and is a predicted model, not a curated record. NCBI's taxonomy places the organism in Eukaryota, Viridiplantae, Streptophyta, Magnoliopsida, Poales, Poaceae. The coding region runs from base 99 to 1694 and encodes 531 amino acids.